Messenger RNA from Porites lobata, 1437 nucleotides. NCBI's taxonomy places the organism in Eukaryota, Metazoa, Cnidaria, Anthozoa, Scleractinia, Poritidae. The record is from the annotation of a GenBank genome assembly.
AUGGAACCAAGAUCGAGAGAAACUACUCCUACAAAAGAGGAUUUGGAUUUUAUAGUUGAUGAUGGUUAUAGACAUGAUGAGGAUCCAGAUUAUGUUCCAAACGAAAAAUAUGUUGUUACUGGAUCUGAGUUUAAAAAAUUAACCAGAAAUGCUAAAAAGCUUGGUGCUGAAUCACUUGAUUAUUCAACCCGAAAAAAUAACAAAUACAUGGCCACACUUCCAGGUGGGAAAAAAGUUCAUUUUGGAUCACCAAAAUAUCCAGACUACACUAUUCACAAAGAGAAAGAGCGAAGAGAUAAAUAUCUUUCUAGAGCUACAAAGAUAAAAAAUAAACAGGGAGAAUUAACUUAUACUAAUCCAGAAUCGAGUAACUAUUGGUCUGUUCAUUUACUUUGGCCUAAAAAAUGAUUUAAAAAAAUAAAAAAAAUAAUAAAAUGAGUUCAAAUGGUAUUGUUGGUUUAAAUAGUCUUCCUAAUGAUAUUGAUUUAAAUAAUAAUCAUCUUAAUAAUAAUUAUUUUGAUAAUAAUUUUAAAAAAGAACUUAUAAAAGUUUUAGAAGAAGGAUUAAAAGAAAUUUCAGAAAGACUAUAUGCUAUAGAAGUUGAAAUUGCAAAUAAAUAGCUUAAAGAUUAAAUUAUUAUAAUAAAAAAUGCAGUUGUCUAGUUACGAAAAUAUUACCCAAGAGAAUAUUAUCUUUAAUGAAGCUAAAGAGUACAAAGUCAAAGAUAGCAAGAUUAAAUACAAACGUAUUCCAAUUGAAAUUAAAUAUACAAAUGGAAAGAAAGGAGCUUUAGUAUUAGAAUCUCCAGUUCUUUUCAGUUUUGGUGUUAAUGAAAAGAAAAAUCAAGAAACAAACAAGUUAGUAGGUUAUAGUAUUCCAGUAUGUCUUUGGGCUAAAGAUAGUGUGCCAAGUAAUAAAGAAAAAGCAUUUUUUGAUGUUAUUAAUAAUGUAGUAACUCUAUCUAAACAACAUUUAGAGAAAGAAUAUGGACCCGAUCUAGCAUCAACUCUAUCUUCGCCAUUUUACUUCAAACAGAUAGAAUAUACAGAUAAGAAAGGAAAAAAGAGAACAAAAGUUGAUGAAUCAUCCUCACCAGUUCUUUACGCAAAACUUAUUUAUUCAGAAAAAUCAAGAAAAAUUUUAUCUUUGUUUAAGGGAAAGGGAGGUCGCGAUUUAAAUCCUUUUAAAUAUAUUGAUCAGUAUUGUAAUGUUAAAUUGGCUUUGAUAAUUGAAGGAAUUUUUAUAAGUAAGACUGUAACAUCAUUACAAAUAAAAGUACAUGAGUGCUAUGUUAAACAAUUAGAACCUAGAAAGAGUUUACUUACAAUUGACGAAAAAAGUAGUGAUAGUGAUAGUGAUAGUGAUAGUAAAGGUGAAGAGAUAACUGAUCAAGUAGUUGAAGACUUACUUUUAUCUGAUAAAGAAGAAAAAGAGUAA